CCUAAGUGUUCCAUUAUUAUCUUGUAAUAAUUGAUUGAUUCAUAUAUUAUACUGAAACUAAUGUUGUAUCUCACAAUAGUGCGCCCCAGCAGCAUAUACUUUACUCUCUCCCAAUUUUCCUUCGACAACUACAACAAGUGUAUUAUUCAAAUGGCGAAAUCUGCAAUCGAUGAGGUAUCCGACACCGGUGCUUUUGUAAGAUCUGCUUCCACAUUUCGGCAAUUCAUUUCGAGGGACCCGAAUUCCCAAUUCCCAGCAGAGCCAGGAAGGUAUCAUCUCUAUGUAUCAUAUGCUUGUCCUUGGGCUUCCAGGUGCCUUGCUUAUUUGAAUAUCAAAGGGCUUCAGAAAGCUAUAAGUUUCUCGUCAGUCAAACCCAUCUGGGAAAGAACUAAAGAAUCAGAUGAGCAUAAGGGAUGGGUUUUUCCUGAUUCGAAGACUGAGGUUCUAGGAGCUGAACCUGACCUAUUAAACGGAGCAAAGAGCAUUAGAGAACUUUAUGAAAUUGCAAGUACAAACUACACAGGGAAGUUCACCGUUCCGGUUCUGUGGGAUAAGAAACUCAAGACCAUUGUUAAUAAUGAGAGCUCGGAGAUAAUCCGCAUGUUUAACACUGAAUUCAACGACAUUGCAGAAAAUCCCUCCUUGGACUUAUAUCCAACUGAUUUGCGAACCAAAAUUGAUGAGGCUAAUGAGUGGAUAUAUAGUGGAAUAAACAAUGGUGUUUAUAAAUGUGGAUUUGCAAAGAUGCAAGAACCAUACAAUGAGGCUGUACAACAAUUGUAUGAAGCUUUGGACAAAUGUGAGAGUAUACUAAGCAAGCAGCGAUACAUAUGUGGCAACUUAGUUACUGAAGCAGACAUUCGAUUGUUCGUCACUCUCAUCCGAUUUGAUGAGGUUUAUGCAGUUCACUUUAAGUGCAACAAGAAGCUACUUCGGGAGUACCCAAACCUCUUCAAUUACACUAAAGACAUCUUCCAAAUUCCCGGCAUGAGUAGCACUGUGAACAUGGAGCAUAUAAAGUUGCAUUACUACGGAAGCCAUCCUUCGAUUAAUCCAUUCGGAAUCGUUCCUGCUGGACCAGAUAUUGAUUAUUCUUCCCCCCAUGACAGAGACAGGUUUUCUGCAUAAUCCAUGAGAAAUUUGGUGUCUCUUUUUAAGUUUCAACACCUUUUCAACCUAAAGGGAUGCAUACUAUGUGUGCCUAGUGCUUUUAAGUGUUAGGCCGUUUGGAAGUUGGAAGGAGGAUUGAGAAUGAGAGACUGAGACAGGGAGAUAGAGAUUGAGAUUAAAUUAAGUUUUUGUAUUGUAUUUAGUGUAAAAUGUAUUGAAUUGAGUUAUGUCUCAGUAUUAUGUUUAAUUUAAAAUAAAUAUAAAAAUUGGAAGGUAGAUUUGAAA
Molecule: messenger RNA, 1395 nt
Organism: Arachis duranensis
Lineage: Eukaryota; Viridiplantae; Streptophyta; Magnoliopsida; Fabales; Fabaceae
Exons: 6
Coding region: 61-1128 (355 amino acids)
Cellular component (GO): cytoplasm
Molecular function (GO): glutathione transferase activity
Source: RefSeq, a predicted model, not a curated record